Linum trigynum is the source of this 3643-nucleotide messenger RNA. NCBI's taxonomy places the organism in Eukaryota, Viridiplantae, Streptophyta, Magnoliopsida, Malpighiales, Linaceae. The record is from the annotation of a GenBank genome assembly.
AAAAAUAGCAAAAUAAUAUUCUUUUUUAAUUAUUUUCCACAUUUUCAACCGGUCAAACCGAAAAAACCGGCCGGCACGGUAAAAUCAGCACAAUCAGCCCACCGUACAGUUUUUGGUCCAAUUUCCGGUUGAACCGGCCGGUACGAUCCAGUUUUCUGAUCUAUGCUGCUGGUAGCGGUCGCCGGAGAAUUUUGUUUUUGCGAGUGGACUGCGGUCCGGUUGGCCAAGGGGAGGGAACUGUGGAAGGGCUAAACGACAGCGUGCUUGUCCACGUCAUCGAUCCUCGCCUCUUUCAUCUCUCAAUCUGUAAUUGGACGGUCCGAUUUUCAUCUCGCUAACUCAAAACCCAAGGGGCAUCCUUAUCCCCCGCUCAUUUACGCCCACACCUUUACCACCUACCUAACGCUGCUUCUCUUUUUAUUAGUUGUUGUUUUUCCCCCCUUUCUCUGUAGCUACUAGCUAGCCCUAAUUUUAUUUUCCUCCAUAAAUUUUAAUCUUUUUUCAGUGUAUUGGGGGAAAAAAAGAAAUUAAAAUCUUUCCUUCCUCUCUCUUCUCCCACCCCUGCGAUUCUUAUCUUGUCCUUUCUCUCUCUAGAAAAAAAGAAAAAAAGAACUCCAAUGGAUCCGCUGCACAACCACAUCCCUCCCCUGCCGUGGGACCAACCCACUCCGACCGCUACCGUCGCCGCCGCUCCCUACCCCGUCGUCACUUUCCCUCACUCCGACGCCGCCGGACUGCAGCCCCACAGCUAUGUUUCCCAGCAGUCUUUCCCCAACUUCGCCCCACCAGCUGGAGCAACCGCACUCUCAACAGAUCCUUCCCCUGCUUCAUCUCCAACUCCAACUCCGACCACCGCUGCUGCUCAAGCUCCGGGUGGAUUACCCUCCAGCCUCCCUUCCUAUUCCAAGAUGAUUUUCACGGCGAUUGAGGCGUUGAAAGAACGCGACGGGUCAAGCAAGAGGGCGAUAUCGAAGUACAUCGACCAUGCUUAUCAUGGGCUACUUCCGCCGAACUACGGGGACCUGUUGGCUAACCAAUUGAAGCUUCUGAAGAGCAAAGGGCUGCUCGACAUGGUGAAAAAAUCUUACAAGAUAAGCGGAUCUGGUGGUGUCACCGCCAACAUCAACGACCUCCCAGACCUUACUCUCGAUUCUUCCCUUCAACCGCCCCCGCCGACGCAAGGCCUGCUUUCUCCUCCUUCUGUUGGGCCUAAAAGAGGCCGUGGCAGGCCUCCGAAGGCCAAGCCCACAACUGCCCCACAGCCUGCUGUUGAAACUGUACUACCCAACGGCCAGGUUGCUCAGCCGUUGAGUGAUUCUCUGCCGCCGGGCUUCGUCGCCAACGGCCAGCCGGCGACAGGGCAUUACCCUUCCUCUGGAGUCGACGUUAAUGUUAAUGUGGAGGAAGGUGUCCACGGAGCGACUCAGCCUGUCACGGUGCCUGUCGGACUGGCAGCGGAGGAUGGUACUGCUACUGCUAAGAGAAGGCCAGGGCGUCCUCCUAAGAAGCCACUGGGGGUUGAUACUAGUGGGGUUGGGAUUGUGAAGAGGGGCAGAGGGAGGCCACCGAAGAGCGUUUUGGGUCUCGGGACGAAGAAGAGAAGUCCCGGGAGGCCCAGGAAGCCGAAACCUAAAACCGUGGCAGCUGUGUCUGGUGCUAAUGGGUACAAGAGGCGCCCUGGUCGCCCGCCUAAGAACCAGGCGAAUUCGGUGGCAGUUCCUUAUGCUAGCAUUGAAGCAGCAGCGCCUCUCAGUGUGCCGAGGCCAAGGGGUAGGCCAAGGAAGGGUACUGGCUCCAUUGCUGCAGGUGUUGGUGUUGGAGUGCUUGGACUAAAUGAUGGUGUCUUGGAGCCCAGGAGGAGCGGGAGGCCAGUUGGUCGCCCAAAGAAGUACACGGAUGAAUCAGAUGCACUAGGCGAAGCAGAAUUCAGGAGGAAACUCGUGUUCUUUCAAUCACGGGUGAAGGAUGUUGCUGGCGUGCUGAGGCCAAUGCUGAGCAACGAUGCUCCCGAAAAAGUGGUCAAGGCUGUUGCAGAGCUGGAGAAGCUUGCGAAAAUAGACAUCGAGCAGGAACUGAAGGAGGAGAUCGUGUCGUUUAACCUGCAUGAUAUUGAUCUCGAUGCGGAGGCUGCAGUUGGCGAAAGUUAGGAAGAUUGUCGAUGUAUUCUUUGGCAAUGUGAAAAGGGAAGUGAAUGUGAUUAUCGUCAGUGAGUGAGUCGAUCCCUCCGCCGCAGACUUGUGUAAGGAGUUUUCUAACCCCUCCCCCUCAAGACAGGAAGCAGAAAGUACACCAUGUAGGGCUGUAGAUUAAGUGAGAGUCUAGGGUUGGUUAAGGACUAAUUGUUAUUUCCCCUGUGCAAAAGAAUGAGAGCGUUUGUAGGUUUUCCUUUUCGUUUUAAUUGAAGCCGAACAAUUGUGGGGUUUAAUUCUAGGUGAUGACUGUGAUCAGUGUUUGUUGUAUCCUUUUGUUCUGUCUAGUAUUAACUGCUUUCGUAUUCUGUCCAAUCAGUAGUAGCGCAUGUGAUCUUACAGGUGAAUGCUCCCUUCAUUAGUUUUAUAACCAUGUUCGGAAUAAGCAUAUCCUGCCUAGCGGUUAUUCACCUCCAAUUAUUUAUGUUGCUGCAAUUAGGGCUGAAAGUUUUAGUAACGGUAUUCGGUAUCGAAUACCGUACUGCAUUUGUUAAUAUUUGGUAUUACUGAAUACAUGUAUUAAUUUGUUUGGGAUUGAGAUUCAAUUUAAUUGUUAUUUAGUAUUAGGGAUUACAGGAUUGAGAUUAGUAUAUAUAGAAAUAUCAAACAAUACCGAAAUAUAAGUUAGUGAGUAUUUUAUCCUCUCAACUAGACUCUCUCAUUCACUACUACAUUACCCUCAACCACCAAUCUACUGUUAUUUUGAUAACAUCAAAAAGCAAACAUUAAUAUUAGUUUUCUCUCAGCCUCCAAUUCGUCAAAUUAAAAAUUACUAAUGACAAAAACUUGAGAUGUCACCUCUACUUCAUUCUCUUUAUCCAUAUCCUAGAUCUAGCCAAACUCAAAACUCUUUGUUUAGUCUCUUUGUUCUAUAUUAAACAAUCAAAUUUAAUUUAUAUAUUUAAUUAAUAAUUAUAAAGGUAAUUAAGUUCGUAUUUGAUAAUACCGAUUGGGAUACUGAAGUAGCGAUUGAGAUACCGAAAUAUUUAGGGAUUGAGAUUAGGAUACCGAAAUUAUUUAGGGAUUGGGAUUGAGAUUGAUUCUAAGGUGUAAUUCAAGAUUUCGUUAUUUGGUAUUGAGAUACCGAUACCGUACCGAUUUCUACCCCUAGCUGCAAUGGCAUGCCAAUGAUUUGUUGCAGACGACUUGAAGGCGCAGUGUAAGGGGUCGUUUGGAAGUUGUGAUUUCAAAUGAUGUAUUGAGCUAAUUCAUUUAUUUGUAGUUGUGAUUUCAUAUUAGGCAAAUACAUAUAUCCAUAACUAUCACAUUUGUGACAAAUAUAUCCAUAACUAUCGAAAUACACGAAAUAUCCAAAAAUCGGAAGGUUGUGUGACAAAUCUAUCCACUUCCGUCUGAAACUAUAACAGUGUUAGUGAUGCCGUUAAUUAUUGUGACGGAAUGCUGACUAGGAUCCAAAUCAUCAUCCACUUCAGCAACAAAUUAGCAUUAUAUUA